CGCCGUCUUUUGCGCUUUUAAGUUGGCUCACAGUUAGCUUGACUGUGUAGCACGUAAGCGUACUUCCUUUAACAACAGUGAUAAAUGCUAAGGACGAUACUUUGGUGAAAAAUACGAGUACAAGACGUUUCUUUGGACUUUGACUUCUGGCCUGGUAGCGACCAAACUCGUGCAUGUAUAACAAGCGAUCUCUGUUGUUAAUUUCCACUGGUGAAGAACUUUCCCAUAUAUGCGAUUCUGUUUGGCAAUCACCACUAAGCUACGCAUUUGGGGUUAGUGUGUACGUACCAAACCAGCAAUGGAUGUACCCGCUAAUCUACGUGACGUCGAAUCACUGGGAGCAUGUCUUAAGUUGGCGGACUGGCGAGAUAAUAAGUUCCUUGGUUGUGGAGCGUAUGGCAGUGUUUAUCGUGUAGCGGUUAAGGAUCACCCGUGUGAUUUUGAAAAUGUUUUGGCACUAAAAAUUACCGCGCUUUCUUCUGUUAAACCCUUUGAUACCAGCAGAAACGGCACACGACAACGUGAAAAAUGGCUGACAUUACUGGCGUUCAACCAUAACCAUUUGGUCAGAUAUUAUAGAAUCGAUAUUGUGGAGGAAGGACGUUCGGCGUUAUACCGGCUGCGGUUUACAAUGGAAUACUGCAGCGGUGGUACGCUGCAUGAUUUUAUGGAAAAAGAUACAACAACAAAAACCAGCUUUUCUUUUUCGGCGAUCAUGUGCUAUGGAAUGCAGAUCGCGGAUGGUCUGCAGUAUUUGCACGAACGCCAGUAUAUCCACUGCGAUAUUAAACCACAAAACAUCUUUGUACAGCGGUACACGGGUGGUCAUCCCAGGUUGCUAAUUGGCGAUUUGGAUGACUACCUGCAGCUGCAAUACAUCCGUCCGGUCACGGACACCGACACGCAUGCAAGAGGAACACCGAGAUAUAUGUCACCAGAGAUGGCACGCAAGUUCAUCCGGCGAUCGUAUCAAGACCAAGAGAUCGAACUGGGACCGGCUGCUGAUAUCUGGAGUUUGGGGUGUGUAAUUCGGGACUUUGUUCAUCGGCAUUAUGGAAUUUCUAAUACACAGGAUGGCCUCAUUAGAAAUCCGUUUCAGUACGUAAAGAAACUUAUAGAAGGCGAUGAUGUGCCGGUUAUUGACAGAAGUAUUGGCUAUCGAGCGAUAGCAAAGCUGGUCAUGAAAUGCUUGUCGGAGGACAACAGCCGCCGACCAACGGCUAUCCAGUUGAAAAACGCCCUGCUGAAAAUCUGGAUAGGCGCGAUUCCUAAUGCCGAGUUGGCCGAACGGGCGGAUUUACUGCGCCACUGCGGUAACUGGGCCCAACCUGCCGUCGAGCCAUGCGACAUCAGUCCCGGCAAAAUUCUGUGCGUUCACCAAUUUUUCCAAUAUAACUCGGCAUUGGUUCGUGUGCGACUGCAGCUACUGGAUAUUACCUCGUGUACCGUCCGGAAAUUCCGUUUGCCGGCCCAUCCAUAUGGUCGGCGGUAUGUCCCCAACUCGUUCGUACUGGCAUCACGACGCAUUCUCUGUCAAGUACGGACGAAUUCAGAGCACGCGGUAUGUGGUCUGUUUGUCAUUUUGUCGUUUGAUAUGGACACUGGCACGUGGCACACAGUAACAACGGACUUCGAAGUCCACCAGUGGUACGUCACCCCUGUUGUAAUAAUGGACUGCAUUUAUUUCUGGGACGUAGGGGAUCUGAAAAAAGGGAAGAUCUCUGAUUUUAAGAUCAGCUUAGCGGCUCCACGUCGCCCAGGAUCAUCCUGGCUGCUACAGAGUGCAUCGAAACUAGCUGAGAGGAUUUGGAUGACAGCCACACACCCCGACACACGGGUGAUGUUGUGUCUCGAAAGGCUAUGGUACGACAACAGCCAUCGGGUGGAAAGCCUAAAUACUGUCACCGAAAUUUCGUUUAGCGAUGUUAUUUUACUGGAAUCAAGACGACACUGCGCAUCAGGCGUACUGGGUGAGCACGCCUACAUAAUGGGCGGAACCAGCAUGCCACUGAUGGACAACACUCCGAUUAACAUCACCCAGGAAUGGGAAGCAGCCAUGGACAGCUCGCACCGCUUCCGUCUCAUGCAGUCCUGCGUACGCCUGGACAUCGACCCUUUGGGUCGUGAUGUCCCGAAAUUCCAGUGCUGGCCUGUUUGUAGCCUGCCCAAAGCGCGCAUCGGUCAUGGAGCAUUCGCUCAGGAUGGGCGUCUGUAUGUCUUCGGUGGAUGCCGUUUGUCCAUAGACGGCGUCGAUCGUCUGCCGGAUUCUGUGGACAUAUACUCUCCCCAGUCUGAUUCAAAUCGAUCCGAUUCCUGGUCUACUGUGAGCAUUAAGAAUCUGGACAAGCGAAGCUUCGAGAACGGACCCUUUGUUAGUACUUCAUGUUUUGUAGUAAAAACCGAAGCAAAGACGGACGGGUUUGCUGCGUAUUAA
Messenger RNA from Paramacrobiotus metropolitanus, 2434 nucleotides. RefSeq lists its product as uncharacterized. The transcript is spliced from 4 exons. Gene Ontology annotation, biological process: protein phosphorylation. The record is from RefSeq and is a predicted model, not a curated record. Lineage: Eukaryota; Metazoa; Tardigrada; Eutardigrada; Parachela; Macrobiotidae. Gene Ontology annotation, molecular function: protein binding; protein kinase activity; ATP binding. The coding region runs from base 299 to 2434 and encodes 711 amino acids.